This is a messenger RNA of Cherax quadricarinatus, 931 nucleotides long. NCBI's taxonomy places the organism in Eukaryota, Metazoa, Arthropoda, Malacostraca, Decapoda, Parastacidae. The record is from RefSeq and is a predicted model, not a curated record.
AACUUGCAGAUUUUUUAGUUAAUUUUUUUUAGAGCCGCAUGUAUUUCACAUGUUAUUCAUUUUAAAAUCUUACAAGAUAAAAUGUUUUUAAUGCAUCAUAUACGCAAGAUUCUGAGCUGCGAUGUAUUGCUCUUCCUGCUGAAGCUCUUGCAGCUCCUCAGUGGUAAUGAUUUCUUCUGAAAAGUGCUGAAGAAAUAGAUUUCACCCAGUUCUAAGAUAUGAGUCACAAGGAUCCUGAUUUCACUACUUCCCUACUGGCUGGUGGAAUUGCAGGAUUGUCAACAGAUGUUGCACUCUUUCCCCUUGAUACUCUGAAGACUCGUCUACAAAGUAAGGCAGGUUUUAGGGCCUCGGGAGGAUUUCGUGGAAUUUAUUUUGGAUUAGGACCUGCUGCUGUUGCCUCGGCACCUGGUGCGGCAUUGUUUUUUUGCACCUAUGAGAGCACAAAGAAAAUAUUAGGAGUCCAUGUAUUGAGUAAUUACCAACCUGUGGUUCAUAUGACAGCAGCUUGUAUGGGAGAAGUUGUAUCGUCUGUAGUCAGGGUGCCAUUGGAGCUGGCCAAGCAGAGAAGACAGGCACAGCUAUAUCAGUCUUCCAUCAAAGUUUUUCAAGAUAUUUUAAAGAAUGAAGGAUUCAGGGGCUUAUUUCGUGGAUAUUUCAGUACUGUUGCAAGAGAGAUUCCAUUCUCAGUUAUUCAGUUUCCUUUGUGGGAGAUACUGAAGAAAUGGUGGUCACAAAGACAAGGAUAUUAUGUAGAUUCAUGGCAAGCAUCCCUUUGUGGAGCAUUUGCAGGUGGAUUCUCUGCAGCUUUGACAACACCGCUGGAUGUUGCGAAAACUAGAAUUAUGUUGGCAGAGCGAACUGACAGUUUAGCUAAAGGGAGCAUAACCAGUGCAAUGAAAGUAGUGUACAAACAGCAUGGCAUUCCAGG